AUAUAAUUGGAACCCUACCUGAAGAACUAGCAUUCAUUAUAGACUAUAGUACACCACCUCUCUGCCCUUGCUGAAUAUGCAUUUCUCUCUACGGUGGGCAUGCAUUUGGAAUUGCAUAUAGAGGUAGUGUUGUGAAAAGACUAAGCUCCACAAACAAAACAAUACAUGUAUGAUAAGGAACCGUCGUGCCGUGCAAGCGUGUUCCACUAGAGUCACUAAGUUCAAACUAUUGUGUCCCCAUUGAAAUAAAAUGCAGUCUUACAUGUGGUUUUUCAUGUCUCAUUUCAAUAGGCCAUGUAUUUGGCUUCAAGUGCAUAGGCCCUAUGUCCACUUUCGGGCUUCAACUGUUGCUAGCUAAAGCUAAUCAUCUACCCACUAAUUUGACAUGCAUUCUCAUGGUUUGCCAUGUGUAUAUAUAUAGAUGGUUUCUCUUUCACUCCAACUCAAACUUCUCAACAAGAAAGUGAAGCUCAAUUCAAGUCAAAAGAGGAAAGAACAAAGAGAGUUUACUAUUCAUCACCAAUAUGGGCUCAGCUGUGAUAGAUAUUCCAGAUGGAGAGGGAGUUGGAGUUACUCUUAAAGAGAAGAAGAAAUUUCAAUUUUCUCUUCAACCCAUUAUUUCCUAUCUAAGAGAAAACAAUAAGAAGAUCCAAUUUUCUCUUCCUCCCAUUGUUUCCUACCUUAGAGAAAAGAAAACUAAGCAUGACAUGAGAAGAAUUAUUCACAGUACCAAAGUAGGAGUUGCCCUUGUUUUGGUUUCACUUCUCUUCCUCUUGGAUCCUAUUUAUGUUCAAGUUGGAGAUAAUGCCAUGUGGGCUAUAAUGACUGUUGUGGUCAUCUUUGAGUUCUAUGCAGGUGCUACACUAAGCAAGGGUUUGAACCGUGGAAUGGGAACCAUAUUAGGAGGUGGGCUAGGGUGUUUAGCAGCAACUUUAGCUCAAGAAGUUGGUGGGAAGAUUGGUCACGCAAUUGUUGUUGGCAUUUUUGUUUUUAUUUUUGCUGCAGCAGCAACAUAUGCACGAUUAGUCCCAAGAAUUAAGAAGAGAUAUGACUACGGGGCCUUGAUUUUCAUCCUCACCUUCAAUCUAGUUGUGGUAUCGGGUGUACGUGCUGUAAAGGUCUUGCAAAUAGCACGCGAACGUCUCUUAACAAUCGGGAUGGGUUUUGCCAUCUGCAUUUUCAUAAGCUUGCUCAUCUUCCCAAUAUGGGCUAGUGAUGAACUUCAUGACUCUAUAGCAUCCAAAUUUGAAGACCUUGCGCGAUCUAUUGAAGGAUGCAUGGAAGAAUACUUCGGUAUUGUGGACGAAAAAGAAAGUCAGCCCAGUGCCAAAAAUUCUAGUAGUUGCAAAUCUGUCUUAUACUCCAAGUCGAAGGAUGAGUCAUUGGCAAAUUUUGCAAAAUGGGAGCCAUGGCAUGGAAAAUUUGGGCUUUACUACCCUUGGGGAAGAUAUCUGCAGAUGGGAGAGCAUCUUAGAGAGCUGACAGCAACCAUCAUUUCAAUGGAAGGCUGUCUUCAAUCUCCUAGACAGCCCUCGACAACUCUGAGACACUUGUUCAAAGAACCAUGCGAAGCAGUUGUCUCAUUACUUGCAAGCACUCUAAGAGAGCUUGGAGAGAGUAUCUUGAAAAUGAGAGUAUGCCAUGCAGAGAAAAUAGUGCCAAAGUUGAAGUCAAAGAGACUAGAGUUGAGCUUGGUCAUUUCUCCCUCAAAGCUAGCAACUAUAGAGAAUGGUGAAGGAUAUACAAUAGCAACCUUUAUGUUCUUAUUGAUGGAGAUGGUGAAAAAGGUGGAAGAACUGGCAAAAGAGGUGGAAGAACUUGGAGAACCUGCUGGUUUUAGUACUUAUUAGCUUUAAUUUAUUGCUCCCUCUAAUCUAUGAGCAGUUGCUGUACACAACCAUUUGCCACUUUUUUUUGGCUUUGGUAUAUACAUAUAUGUUUUUUGGGAAAGAAGAAAAAGAAAUGGGGGUGGUGUUUAUAGGAAAUGACUAUAUAAUCAGGGUUGUUUG
Molecule: messenger RNA, 2009 nt
Organism: Quercus robur (English oak)
Lineage: Eukaryota; Viridiplantae; Streptophyta; Magnoliopsida; Fagales; Fagaceae
Product: aluminum-activated malate transporter 13-like
Exons: 6
Coding region: 525-1850 (441 amino acids)
Biological process (GO): malate transport
Cellular component (GO): plant-type vacuole membrane
Source: RefSeq, a predicted model, not a curated record